AUGGGGCUCCUCCUCGGCCGGGGUAGCUUCGCCAAGGUCUUCGCCGCCUACUCAAUCACUGACGGUGACAAUCCGGUGGUGAUCAAGAUAAUCGACAACACCAAGACUGAUUCCAUCAUGGAAACCAAAAUCAUCUGCGAGAUCAAGGCGAUGCGCCGCCUCCAGCACCACCCAAACGUCCUCCGAAUCCUCGAGGUCAUGGCCACGAAAACCAAGAUCUUCAUCGUGAUGGAGCUCGUCAUCGGCGGCGACCUGUUCUUCAAGGUCGUCCAGCGCGGCCGGAUGAAGAAAUUCGGCGCCCGCCGAUACUUCCCGUAG
Linum tenue is the source of this 318-nucleotide messenger RNA. Lineage: Eukaryota; Viridiplantae; Streptophyta; Magnoliopsida; Malpighiales; Linaceae. The record is from the annotation of a GenBank genome assembly.